AUGGGGAAUAGAGGAAGUAGAACUGUGAAUACCAGAAGAGUCGAACAGAAGGAAAUCCCAAUAAUCAAGUCUUAUAAUAACAUUAAGAAAGAAACAAUUUGCUUAAAGAAGACUUACAAGGAGAGUGACGACAUUUAUUCUUUAGGGUUUAACUUCUCUUGAACUAGUGAUGCUUUGAUCACGAUAUACCUUUGCUGUACUGAAUUCAGAUCUAAGGAUCCUUCCUGCCCACCAGUGUAUUUCCACACACCGGAUUAUGUUCCGGUAAGACCUAUGAGUUAUAAGUUCUCCGAAGGGAAUAAGCAGACUUUCCCAGAGAGGGCAUUCACAAUUGAUUUCUCCAAGUUCAGUGAAGAGGAUGUGAAUAGCUAUAUUGAAGGUGAAUAUUAUCCAAUUAUUAUUACUAUUGAGGCAGACUACCCUCAGCCAAUCAGAAAUGACCUCAGGUUCUACCGUGAGAACAAGAGACAAGCUCAGAUAACAUAUGGCUACUUCAUGAAAAAUAGUAGCGGGGAGUAUAAUUUCCUUAUCUCCAAACAAUGAUUCCUAUUUAGAGAUAAAAUAUUUAGGGUAGAAGAUAUUUACGGAUUUGAGAAACAUGACGAUACUGGUGUAGAAGUAUUCGAUGACUCCCAAAAGGAAUGAGUCAUAUGAUACUCCAAUAUAAAAGAUACCAUUGUAUAUCCCUGUAGACACAUUUGCCUUUGUGCCCAAUGCACUCAGGUAGUCAGAAUGCAAAACUCGAAAUGCCCUAUAUGCAGAGCUCAAGCGGAUAAGUUUAUAACAGUGAAUGUGAUCAAAGACUGAAUUAGCUCCCCUGGAGAAGAUGAAGGUUUCAUUCCAAGAAUUAAUAGUUAA
Molecule: messenger RNA, 858 nt
Organism: Moneuplotes crassus
Lineage: Eukaryota; Ciliophora; Spirotrichea; Euplotida; Euplotidae
Source: the annotation of a GenBank genome assembly